UCGCACGUGUCAACUCAUCCUAUUCCUCUUACUCGAGCACAACAAAUCCACAAACCACCGACACGAACACAAGAUCACUAUAAUACCGAUCGAACGAACCUCGGCCACAAAAUAGUUAAUCAGACACAAAUUAAACGUAGCAGGAAAUGCAGCAGCAGCAGCAGCAGAAGGAAACAGCGAAAGCAGAUCGUAGAGGAGCUGAGGAUUAUUACGAGGGACGACGUCAGCCUCAGCCGCCGCAGAUAUCCGAGAUGAAGCCGACCACGCGUGAGGCAUACGGCGGAGGGAUGUACGCUGCCGAGGAGGACAAGCCCGCAGCAGCGGCAGCGGCAGCGGCGGACACGACGAAGCCGAGGGCCAGCGAGACGCAGAGCGCCGACGGGCCCGAGGAGCUGCCCCCGGAGCCAAAGCACGCGCCCCCGCCGUCCACCGGAGACCGCGAUCUUGAUAUCACCGGCCAAUCUUACAUCCAGUAGCUAGCCUGAGCGUUUCUGCACCAUACGUGUAGUGUGUUUUGUAAGAGAUAGUGGCACCCUCUUUCGUUAAUUUUAUCUAUAAAUAAAUUUAGCUGAAAAUAUAAAAUAACAAAGGUUCGAAUUUAGAACCUCGGAUACUAACUAUCAAACUUUUUGCUAUUUACGUUAGAGACGGUCAGUGUAACUGAAAAGUUAAUCUGGGUACUUUUGCAUGGUAGUGUAAUUGUUUUUUUUUAUUAUUAU
This is a messenger RNA of Ananas comosus (pineapple), 719 nucleotides long. RefSeq lists its product as uncharacterized. The record is from RefSeq and is a predicted model, not a curated record. NCBI's taxonomy places the organism in Eukaryota, Viridiplantae, Streptophyta, Magnoliopsida, Poales, Bromeliaceae. Bases 147 to 476 code for a protein of 109 amino acids. The transcript has a single exon.